This is a messenger RNA of Saccharomyces cerevisiae S288C, 2130 nucleotides long. It is a transcript of the gene GUT1, whose product is annotated as glycerol kinase. Lineage: Eukaryota; Fungi; Ascomycota; Saccharomycetes; Saccharomycetales; Saccharomycetaceae. The record is from RefSeq and is marked reviewed. Gene Ontology annotation, cellular component: cytoplasm. Gene Ontology annotation, biological process: glycerol catabolic process; glycerol-3-phosphate metabolic process; carbohydrate metabolic process. Gene Ontology annotation, molecular function: glycerol kinase activity; kinase activity; phosphotransferase activity, alcohol group as acceptor. The coding region runs from base 1 to 2130 and encodes 709 amino acids. The transcript has a single exon.
AUGUUUCCCUCUCUCUUCCGACUUGUAGUAUUCUCCAAACGUUACAUAUUCCGAUCAAGCCAGCGCCUUUACACUAGUUUAAAACAAGAACAGAGCCGUAUGUCCAAAAUAAUGGAAGAUUUACGAAGUGACUACGUCCCGCUUAUCGCCAGUAUUGAUGUAGGAACGACCUCAUCCAGAUGCAUUCUGUUCAACAGAUGGGGCCAGGACGUUUCAAAACACCAAAUUGAAUAUUCAACUUCAGCAUCGAAGGGCAAGAUUGGGGUGUCUGGCCUAAGGAGACCCUCUACAGCCCCAGCUCGUGAAACACCAAACGCCGGUGACAUCAAAACCAGCGGAAAGCCCAUCUUUUCUGCAGAAGGCUAUGCCAUUCAAGAAACCAAAUUCCUAAAAAUCGAGGAAUUGGACUUGGACUUCCAUAACGAACCCACGUUGAAGUUCCCCAAACCGGGUUGGGUUGAGUGCCAUCCGCAGAAAUUACUGGUGAACGUCGUCCAAUGCCUUGCCUCAAGUUUGCUCUCUCUGCAGACUAUCAACAGCGAACGUGUAGCAAACGGUCUCCCACCUUACAAGGUAAUAUGCAUGGGUAUAGCAAACAUGAGAGAAACCACAAUUCUGUGGUCCCGCCGCACAGGAAAACCAAUUGUUAACUACGGUAUUGUUUGGAACGACACCAGAACGAUCAAAAUCGUUAGAGACAAAUGGCAAAACACUAGCGUCGAUAGGCAACUGCAGCUUAGACAGAAGACUGGAUUGCCAUUGCUCUCCACGUAUUUCUCCUGUUCCAAGCUGCGCUGGUUCCUCGACAAUGAGCCUCUGUGUACCAAGGCGUAUGAGGAGAACGACCUGAUGUUCGGCACUGUGGACACAUGGCUGAUUUACCAAUUAACUAAACAAAAGGCGUUCGUUUCUGACGUAACCAACGCUUCCAGAACUGGAUUUAUGAACCUCUCCACUUUAAAGUACGACAACGAGUUGCUGGAAUUUUGGGGUAUUGACAAGAACCUGAUUCACAUGCCCGAAAUUGUGUCCUCAUCUCAAUACUACGGUGACUUUGGCAUUCCUGAUUGGAUAAUGGAAAAGCUACACGAUUCGCCAAAAACAGUACUGCGAGAUCUAGUCAAGAGAAACCUGCCCAUACAGGGCUGUCUGGGCGACCAAAGCGCAUCCAUGGUGGGGCAACUCGCUUACAAACCCGGUGCUGCAAAAUGUACUUAUGGUACCGGUUGCUUUUUACUGUACAAUACGGGGACCAAAAAAUUGAUCUCCCAACAUGGCGCACUGACGACUCUAGCAUUUUGGUUCCCACAUUUGCAAGAGUACGGUGGCCAAAAACCAGAAUUGAGCAAGCCACAUUUUGCAUUAGAGGGUUCCGUCGCUGUGGCUGGUGCUGUGGUCCAAUGGCUACGUGAUAAUUUACGAUUGAUCGAUAAAUCAGAGGAUGUCGGACCGAUUGCAUCUACGGUUCCUGAUUCUGGUGGCGUAGUUUUCGUCCCCGCAUUUAGUGGCCUAUUCGCUCCCUAUUGGGACCCAGAUGCCAGAGCCACCAUAAUGGGGAUGUCUCAAUUCACUACUGCCUCCCACAUCGCCAGAGCUGCCGUGGAAGGUGUUUGCUUUCAAGCCAGGGCUAUCUUGAAGGCAAUGAGUUCUGACGCGUUUGGUGAAGGUUCCAAAGACAGGGACUUUUUAGAGGAAAUUUCCGACGUCACAUAUGAAAAGUCGCCCCUGUCGGUUCUGGCAGUGGAUGGCGGGAUGUCGAGGUCUAAUGAAGUCAUGCAAAUUCAAGCCGAUAUCUUAGGUCCCUGUGUCAAAGUCAGAAGGUCUCCGACAGCGGAAUGUACCGCAUUGGGGGCAGCCAUUGCAGCCAAUAUGGCUUUCAAGGAUGUGAACGAGCGCCCAUUAUGGAAGGACCUACACGAUGUUAAGAAAUGGGUCUUUUACAAUGGAAUGGAGAAAAACGAACAAAUAUCACCAGAGGCUCAUCCAAACCUUAAGAUAUUCAGAAGUGAAUCCGACGAUGCUGAAAGGAGAAAGCAUUGGAAGUAUUGGGAAGUUGCCGUGGAAAGAUCCAAAGGUUGGCUGAAGGACAUAGAAGGUGAACACGAACAGGUUCUAGAAAACUUCCAAUAA